AUGACUUGGCGAAAAGCCAAUCGUGAGACGCAGCCGACGGAGCUGGAGGCGUGUCCAGAAGGCGGGACUUAUGCAGCGCAGCCAACCACAAGGCGGACGAGGGAGGGCGGGGCGCGGCUGCUGACGGCUGGGCGGCGGCCGUCGGUGGAGCCGGCCGGUGGCGGCGUGAUGCUACAGCUGCGGGACACAGUGGACUCGGCAGGCACGAGCCCCACGGCGGUGCUGGCGGCCGGCGAGGAUGCGGGCGCCGGACGGCAGGGGGCGGGCACGCCGCUGCGCCAGACUCUGUGGCCGCUGAACGUCCACGACCCAACACGCCGCGCCCGCGUCAAGGAGUACUUCGUGUUCCGACCCGGCACUAUCGAGCAGGCGGUGGAGGAGAUCCGCGCCGUGGUACGGCCCGUGGAGGACGGCGAGAUCCAGGGGGUGUGGCUGCUGACCGAGGUGGACCACUGGAACAACGAGAAGGAGCGGCUGGUGCUGGUCACCGACCAGUCUUUGCUCAUCUGCAAAUAUGACUUCAUCAGCCUUCAGUGUCAGCAGGUGGUCAGGGUGGCGCUCAGUGCAGUAGACACCAUCUCCUGUGGAGAAUUCCAGUUUCCUCCAAAGUCGCUCAACAAGCGAGAAGGCUUUGGCGUUCGCAUUCAGUGGGACAAGCAGAGCCGCCCUUCUUUCAUCAACAGAUGGAACCCCUGGUCUACAAACAUGCCCUAUGCCACCUUCAUAGAACACCCAAUGGCUGGCAUGGAUGAGAAGACAGCGUCUCUGUGCCAUUUGGAAAGCUUCAAGGCUCUCCUAAUCCAAGCUGUCAAGAAAGCCCAGAAGGAAAGCCCACUGCCAGGGCAGGCGAACAACGUGCUGGUGCUGGACCGCCCUCUCCUCAUCGAGACCUACGUGGGGCUGAUGUCCUUCAUUAACAAUGAAGCCAAGCUGGGCUACUCCAUGACCAGGGGCAAGAUAGGCUUCUAGACAGCUGUGCCCCAGGAAACCAAGGUGGUGGGGACUCCGUGUGCCACCUGUCGACACCUACCGUGGCUGGAGGAACAAGGGCAUUGUCCUGUUAUGUGUCCAGUUAGAAUAGUCAAGUGGACCGUGUAUAUUUAGUUGGAUAUUGGACACCUUGGCAACACGAUCUCAGCCAGGCAGACUCGGCUGCCCCCAUACCACUGUGUUCCUUCUGUAACACCAUGCGCUCCCUCCUCCAGCAUGCCAAGCACGGUGUACCCACCCACUUGUGCAGUGUUGACUGUUGAAUACAGCAGAGUGCAGGGAGCGGCUUCCGCACAUGCACACAUUAACUCUCCCCGCCAAGUGCUCUAUUUUAAAAUUCAGUCCCCCCCUUUUUUUAAAUGCUAACUAUAAUAACAGCCAGCAGACAGGUCACUAAGAAAGACAGUCUGCCUGGCCAGCUCCUAGUGAAUAUGCCUUUCUGUGAAUGUUUGACUUAGGAUCUCACUUUAUAAAUUAAUGCAGGUUGUGGUAAGUAGCCCCUUCCGCGAGUCUUGGUGGUGGGUCUACAUCAUCCCGUCUCUGUUUAAAAGGGACUGAUGAGCUGGGUUUCCAAGUGCAUGCUUAGAGCAGCGAGCGCCCGGGAGCCUCGCUGAGCACCACUGAGCUUUGGCGCGCAGCCACAUGCAGCUUGCCACUGUAGCUCUGGCCUUGCAAAUACACUGUAGAUGUCACUUUAUACCUCUAGCUUUAAGUUAACCGGCAUGGAUGUGAGCAGAAUGUCAUGGCCUGUUCAAGAGGAAAGGUGACCUCAGAUGCACCUGUCUUCAGCCUGUGCUUUUGUUCUAGUAAAGACAAUUAAAACCAAA
This is a messenger RNA of Rattus norvegicus (Norway rat), 1817 nucleotides long. It is a transcript of the gene Tprg1l, whose product is annotated as tumor protein p63 regulated 1-like. Lineage: Eukaryota; Metazoa; Chordata; Mammalia; Rodentia; Muridae. The record is from RefSeq and is marked validated. The coding region runs from base 169 to 969 and encodes 266 amino acids. The transcript is spliced from 4 exons. Gene Ontology annotation, cellular component: synaptic vesicle membrane; presynaptic active zone.